Plasmodium cynomolgi strain B is the source of this 1371-nucleotide messenger RNA. Its product is annotated as diphthamide biosynthesis protein. Gene Ontology annotation, molecular function: 2-(3-amino-3-carboxypropyl)histidine synthase activity. The record is from RefSeq and is a predicted model, not a curated record. NCBI's taxonomy places the organism in Eukaryota, Apicomplexa, Aconoidasida, Haemosporida, Plasmodiidae. Bases 1 to 1371 code for a protein of 456 amino acids. The transcript has 2 exons. Gene Ontology annotation, biological process: protein histidyl modification to diphthamide.
AUGAACCAAAUUAGCGAGAAAAACAAAACUUUUGAUGAGAAGAAAGAGAAGAAAAAAAUCCACUGCGCCAUCCCGAAAUUUAUAUUGAAUAAUGAGCUGCUGCAAAAGGCUAUAAAAAAGUCCUUCCCAGAAAAUUACAAUUUCGAAAUAUACAAAUGCAUUGAUAUUAUUUUAAGAGAAAAAUUUAAAAAUAUCGUACUGCAGUUACCUGAGGGGUUAUUAAUUUGGGGAUUGUACAUUUCUGAGAUUUUAUAUUUUUUUUGUGACUGUGUGGAAGAUGUUAUUAUCCUGGGGGAUGUCACGUAUGGUGGAUGUUGCAUCGAUGAUUACACAAGUGAGAAGUUGCAUUGUGAUUUGAUCAUUCAUUAUGGGCAUUCCUGUUUGGUUCCCUUAACUGUGACAAAAAUACGAUGUAUUUAUGUUUUUGUGGACAUAAAAUUAAAUUCUUCUCAUUUGGUGGAGACGAUAAAAAAAAAUUUCCAUAAAAGUGACAUUAUUUUACUCCUUGGGACAAUACAAUUUUCUUGCCUUGUACAUAAUGUGCAUAGCAUUUUAAAGAAAGAAAAUUAUUUUGACCUUUUUUUGCCUAUCCCACAAGUACUUCCCCUCACCAAGGGAGAGGUACUCGGGUGCACUUCCCCCAAUUUGUAUCGCUUUCUCUAUGAACACGUUGUGAGGAAGGGACAAGGGGGAGAGGUUGUGGAGAAGCAGACCAGUCAAAAUGGCCUCUCCUUAGGCGGGCCAACACAAGGGGAGAAAUACCCCCCUGGAGAUAUCCCCCCAAAGGAUGACCAUAACAGUCAUCACAGCGAAGCAUUUAUCAUAAAUGAGUGUAAACGAUUUUUACAAAAAAAUCAAGUCAAAAUUGUUUUCAUUGCAGAUGGGAGGUUUCAUUUGGAAAGCCUGAUGAUACACAAUCCCGAUUUCUCCUUCUACCGAUAUAAUCCAUUUAACAAAGUAAUAACGACGGAAAAAUAUAAUUACACCCUUUUUCAUGAAAUACGAAAAAAUGAAAUAAAAAAAUGUACCAACUGUAAAAGUGUGUGCAUUAUUUUAAAAAUAUUUAAUGAAAAAUUAGCCUUGUUCAAAAAUGUGGAUGUAUUUAUACAAAUAGGCUGUCCAAGAUUGUCUAUCGACUGGGGGAAUUACAACUCCAAACCUCUGUUAAACAGUUAUGAAGCUUAUGUUUUUUUGCAGGCAGUUAAAUAUAAAGAGAUAUAUCCCAUGGACUACUACGCCAACUUGGGGAACGUGUGGACCAACUACAAUGCUGGGAUUGGUGACACGAGUGAGAAAAAUCUAUCCAUGCGGGAGAUCAUUCGUCGGCGUAUUCAGCUACGUAAAAGCAAAAUUAGCAUUCGAUAUCAGUAG